Pocillopora meandrina is the source of this 894-nucleotide messenger RNA. Lineage: Eukaryota; Metazoa; Cnidaria; Anthozoa; Scleractinia; Pocilloporidae. The record is from the annotation of a GenBank genome assembly.
AUGGAAAAAUCCAACGCUGACGCGGUUUUCAAAAAACAAAAAAUAGCCUGUGGAAAAUUCUUUCGUGAAAACCUCCCCGAAGAUGUGUCUAAGCCAGUUCGGGAGGAUAAAAGGCCCCAAAAUUUGAGAGAGCUCGAAUGUCAUGUCUAUGAUAUAACAGGAUUUGAUGCUGAAAAGGUUGUCGCACUCCUCUCUCGUAUCGUAAACGACCGGCAGGAGUUUAAGGAAGGCAAGACCUUUUACUUGCUUUUAAACAGCCAUGGGCCUAGGCAGGAUGACAAUAGAGAGAAGUUCUUCAAAUUUGCACCAUACCCUUUCAUAAACCAACCUGGCAAUGCCAGAGUGUCUCGGGGGCUAAGAAAAGGACUAACUUACGAAAAGUUGAACGCAGACUUGAAGAGCGAAUACGAUGGAAACACACAAUUAUUCGCACAGCAUAUCAAGAGCUUAUUUCAGGACAACUCAGUGGUACUUGAAAAUGAUCCACAAGCCACCUAUGAAGUCUACAUUCUUUUGCUUUUUGAAAUAGCUCGACGCCUUGUUAAGGAGAACGCGCCGACUGAAAAGAAAAAAAAAUUGGACGAUCUUCCGAUUGGCAGCGCCAUCGCAAGGUCAGUAAAAUUAUUGGAGCUUGGCAAAGAAGAAACGUGCAGCUUUGACGAUGUCUUUUGUUCAAGUUCUAAGAAAUUUUACUGCUACACGGGUGAACCCGAAGAGAGGGAGGAAGCAAUCCACAGGAUCAACGAGACCGCUCUUUCCCAAAUAGAGCAAAUGAAUCAUCGCGAAGAGCUUGAAGAAAUGUUCCGCUCAAGUCCAGAUGCAGAUGAGCUUGCUGACCGAUUUGGAAAUAUGGUUGUGCAGGAGGAGAGUGGGAACGAUACAGAAAGUGAUUAA